CCGGCAACCGUUCUGUACGACGCACGCACACGAACAAGAUGAUGAGCUUGGCGUUCCUGCACGCUCAUGACUGCAGCGAACCUCACUCGGAUGCGAUCUGGGGAACCGUGUGGACCCAGGCUGAUGCAGUUCUAACUGCCUCGGCGGACGGCACUAUCAAACAAUGGGAUCCGGCCUCGGGGCAAGUCUCACGGGCGCAGCCGGCGCAUACACACGGUCUCGUAUCCCUCGACGUCGAUGCGGCGGGCAAGCGCGCUCUGUACAACAGUCUCGAAGGCCUCACCUGUCUGUGGAACUUGGAAAGCGGCGAGGUAGACGGGAGGUUUGAGAGCUAUGUACGAUCCGGGGAGGAGCAGGUCGAACCAUCAUGGUCAGUCUCACUGAGCCCUGACGGACAAACGUAUGCGUCUACGGGUGGCUCAGGCAACGUAACGAUACACUCGGCUGCCCGGGACUCGUUCGGCGAGCGUCGCGAUACGCUCGUCAACGGACGAAGUAAAUUCGGGAUGUUCUGCAAAUACAGCCCGGAUGGAAAGCGCGUCGCCAUGUCAUCUGAGACCGGCCAAAUCUACCUCUAUGACAUCGCCUCAUCCUCUCUCGCGUCGACAUACACAACCCACGCGAUGGCCGUCCGAUCGCUAGCGUGGUCCGCAGACUCUAACCUCCUUAUUUCCGCGUCGGAAGACAAGCGGCUCAUUUUGCAUGACGUUCGCCUCUCGCCGUCUGGAAAGCCAGGCUCCGGUGCAGUCGCGACGUUCUCCGGCCAUUCGUCGUGGGUGCUUAGCGCAGACAUCUCGCCGGACUGCCGCCUAGCGUUGUCAGGGUCCGCUGACAAGUCGAUCAAGGUGUGGGACCUCGCUGCCCGUGCUGUAGUUUCUACCACGCAGGAAACGGGCGAAGUAUGGAGUGUGUCAUGGAGACCACGACAGGCUGCAAACAACGCUGCCGGAGCAUUUGUCUCUGGAGGAGAGGAAGGUGUGGCACGGUGGUAUCGGGCUGCCGGAGCGGCAUAGCGAUGUAAUCAUAGUCUCUUCGCGAGUUCGUUACAGCUAAUCGCAUACCGAUAGACAUCCCGAGGUGUUGUGCAUGCAGACGGACUCCAAAAUGACGCUCGCUUGAGAGCUAAGCGCGAGCCUCCGUAG
Molecule: messenger RNA, 1142 nt
Organism: Fomitopsis serialis
Lineage: Eukaryota; Fungi; Basidiomycota; Agaricomycetes; Polyporales; Fomitopsidaceae
Product: WD repeat-containing protein 61
Exons: 8
Coding region: 42-1013 (323 amino acids)
Cellular component (GO): Cdc73/Paf1 complex
Molecular function (GO): protein binding
Source: RefSeq, a predicted model, not a curated record